This is a messenger RNA of Anopheles stephensi (Asian malaria mosquito), 1807 nucleotides long. Its product is annotated as NKAP family protein CG6066. Gene Ontology annotation, cellular component: nucleus. NCBI's taxonomy places the organism in Eukaryota, Metazoa, Arthropoda, Insecta, Diptera, Culicidae. Gene Ontology annotation, biological process: regulation of gene expression. The coding region runs from base 129 to 1745 and encodes 538 amino acids. The transcript has a single exon. The record is from RefSeq and is a predicted model, not a curated record. Gene Ontology annotation, molecular function: chromatin binding.
AUAAAACCAUGGAGCAUCGGGCGGAAAAUGAAAAAAAAAUCGAAUAGAAACAAACAUCCUCCCGAUUACCGCUGCGUUAAUCAUCUGCUUUCGCUUUCAGUAAAAUAUUGACGAAAUUGUUUGCAAACAUGAGAUCCAGAAGCCGUUCCCGCAGUCGAAGUAAACGUGAUAAGAAAAGGAGCAAGCGUGCAACUAGCUCCCGUUCCAACUCUUCUACCAGUGAUAGCAGUGCUAGUGGUAGAUCCAGCAAUAGCCGCAGUCGCAGCAGCAGCAGCAGCAGCAGCCACAAUGCGAGGGAUAAACGCAAAAGAAGUGUUGAAGCUAACGCGAGAAAUACAGAUAAAGCAUCUGGAAGAAGACGAUCGCGAUCUCCCAAACGUAAGGAUAGUACUUCAAAAGACCGUCGUGAUGAGGCGUCGUCGAGGCAUCGUCAUACGGACAGCCGUCGGCGUCAGUCGCGGACCCCAGAUCGCAAACGGAUAGACCCUGAGGAUGAGCAUCGCAAUCGACGCUCCUUUAGCCCUCGUCAGGAAAGAAGGGAUGGAAGGCGACACAACGACAGUAAUCGGCACGAUGACGAUUCACGGGAUGAACGGCGCCGCCACCGAACUCGCAGUCCACCCGAGCGAAGGGAUCGCUCCGUUGAGCGUUCACGGCGACCGGACGACCGCAGUACACGUCGCAAUGAAGGCGAUCGAAGAAAUGGAAACGAUCGGUCUAAAAACUCUCGCCACCGAUCUCGAAGUCCCCGGGCUCGCCGAGACUCCCCGAGAAACGAUCGUAAGGAACGUUCCGACGAAGACGACGAACGACAGCGGGGGCAACCGAAACGCUGGAUGCACGAUAUGUACGGAACACACGAUUCGCAGCGCAACGUCGACCGAAGCUUCCGGCGUUCGAACCGUGAUCCGAUGGAUGACGAUUUCAUGCAAUCGCGCCGAUUGCAGCGUGAGAUUAUUGGCACCGAGGGCGUACCGGAUGCAUGGGGCGAUUCCCCGUCCGAGGGUAACAGCUCCGACGACGAGCAAGACACGUCCAAAAGCGCUGCGAAGCACAAAAAAGGCGCCAAGGGUGGAAAGGAUAAGAAGAAGUCCUCCAAACAUCGGUCGAAGAAGGACAAGAAAAAGAAAAAAUCAUCCAAAAAGUCUAAAAAGUCCAAGAGCUCGAAGAAAAAGAAACGAAAGGCCAAAAAGGUAGAGUCAUCCGCCUCCUCGUCCGACCCGUCGUCGUCUUCCGAGUCCGCUUCCGAAUCUGCGAGCGGUGAUGAGGAGGUUUGGGUGGAGAAAUCGGAGGCAAGGGCAACGGCGAGCGGUAAGGGUUCAGGGGCAACGCAAGCCGCUACCUCGCAGGCCCGUUCCGUCGAGGAGGACGGAGACAACGUGGUGGGACCGGUGAAGACGAGCGGCAAUCUGAGCCAGAAAGAUUUCGGCCGAGCCUUGCUGCCCGGUGAAGGUGCGGCGAUGGCCGCUUACGUUACGGAGGGCAAGCGCAUUCCACGGCGCGGUGAGAUCGGGCUGACUUCGGACGAAAUUGCCAACUUCGAGCAGGUUGGGUACGUGAUGAGCGGUAGCCGGCACCGGCGCAUGGAAGCCGUCCGUAUACGUAAGGAAAAUCAGAUCUACUCGGCGGACGAAAAGCGUGCGUUGGCCAUGUUCAGCAAGGAGGAACGGCAGAAGCGCGAAAACAAAAUCCUCACCCAGUUCAAGGAGAUGAUCAGCGCCAAGCUGUCGGAGAACAAAAAGUGAACCAAUGUGGUGCACACGGAAUGGAAUUGAAUAAAAUGAAAUUACCACAAACAAGCAGAAAA